Messenger RNA from Lymnaea stagnalis (great pond snail), 4323 nucleotides. Lineage: Eukaryota; Metazoa; Mollusca; Gastropoda; Lymnaeidae. The record is from the annotation of a GenBank genome assembly.
GAGUCUCACAACAGCAGCCUCACAACACACAUCCUAAGUGUUUAUGCCUUCUGUUUUGUGUUGCAUGGGUGCAAAGAAAACAAGUUUGGUUACCAACAAAUUCCACACAUUUCCAUAAAUCUUACAGUUGGCCAAGGAAAUGUAAUCUUGGUUUUGGGUCAUCUGGAGCUGAUUCCACGGUUACCCACCUUGCAUGGCUAGAACCGGAGGUUUUUUGUUGUUUUUUUUUUUUUGCGAUGAAAGUACACAGUGUGCAUAAAUAUAUUUUUUAAUGCCAUUUAAUGAAAGAAGUUCAACUUUAAAUUUUGCACCAAUCAAACACUAGAGUUUCGUUGAAUAAGAUGGUUACUAAGUUUUUAUUGAUCGUAUUUGUGAUGUGUUUGCAACAAAGACCAGUCUCGUGUUACAGAGGUGAGUAGGACAGACGUCUGUUACUGUUACUCGAGUGUUGCCUAUUCAACUAUUGUAGGCUAUGUUCCCUCAAACUACAAGGUUUAUUGGUUCGUGUGCAAAAUCAUACAGUUGUGUGCAAAGUUUUACAUUUACAGCAUCAAUUUUUUGUGUGCAAAAUUUUACAGCCCACAAACACAAACCACACACUUACAUGGAAAUUUGCUGCGCGGAUACUCAAAACUGCUGCGCGGCGUCUGUGAGAUAGCUGCGCGUAGCUUAAAGGGAAUAUUGAUUGCAGGCAUGGGCGCCCGCACGUAGUGGCAAGGUGGGGCACUUGCCCCCCCCCCCCUGGAUUGAUUGGAUACAAAAUUUUUAGACAAAAAUUUUAUUAAAGUAAAGAGAAAAUAAAGAGAAAGUAACUAAGCUGAUGUCCUGUCCGUUCGUUCAUCAUACAAAUACGCAACAGUAAAUUAAAACUAUAUUAAAACAUUAUUAAAAAUAUUUUUUGCCCCCCCCCCUGGAAAGUUAAUCAACUUUUUGCCCCCCCCCCCCUGGAAAGUUUUCUGCGGGCGCCCAUGAUUGCAGGAUGUGUAAAUGGUGCACAAAUUUUUUUAUUAAAAAAAAUCAUGAUGCUUCAGCCUUUACUUGUAAACUCCACAAUUUACUUUUGGGCAGGGCACUUUUCAUUUUAAAGAGGACCUGGUGUGGUGUUGGUACCUGAUUGUUGAGACCUUAAAGUUUAAGUUAAAGUAAAAGAAGCCAGUGCUGAUAUCAGGGCCCUGGAAUGAGGUGUACUAUUAUCCUAUUUUGAUUUUGAGGAUUAUGCCAGUCAUGGGUAUCCUAGUGACAUGUCAUUGUCUUAGCGGGCCUCUUGUAUGAGGACCAUGAAAUGGAGACCCUAGAUGUAAAUGUAUAUUAUAUUAAUAUUAAAAUGUUUAUUAUAAAUAAUUUUUUUAAUAUGUUUAUGUAAUAAAAAACUUUUUAGCACUACUUGUCAAUUUUGCCCACAAUAUCACAAACAACAUGGCAUAUUGACAUGAAGACUGAAAUUUCAUGGUUAUUCCUCCUCAUCAGUCAGUUUGUUUUAUCCCUCCUCCUUUAACCCUCUAAUAUACUAAAAAAUUGUUUCCAUUUAUUUCUAAUGAGAUAGAAGCAACCAGUGUCUUGUCCUGUUACGAUGGUCAACCUGGCAUAGCUUGUACCAACAUAGGAAAUGAGAGCUGCAUACCGAUACAAGCCUGUCCUCCAGAGGAGCCUUUUUGCGCGGUUGGUCUACAUCCAAGAACAGUAUUUUGUUAGAAACCUUGCAGAACACAAUACUGGAUCAUCACUAGAAUGUGACUUCAUAUAUAGAGUGUGACAUCAUAACCAAAGCGUGACAUCAUGACUAGAACUAGACUAGAGUGUGACAUCAUAAUUACAUUGUGACUUUGUAUCUGUAAUGUAAGGUCAUAACCUUAGUGUGACAAUUCAAACUAAAAGUUUAUUGUGACACUUGAUAAUAAUUAGAAAAUAUAUGUUUUUCUUUAUUUGAUGUGGUGCUAAUGUUGACUGCAGAUCAACAACCUGUAAUGAAUGACUGGAGUGACAUAAAUCUUUAGAAAUUCAUAAAUUAGAUUGACAAUGGGUACAUUCAAAAUGUUUGAGGGGCCAUCCAUAAACAAAGACAAGUGUUUUUGUGAUGAUGUGUGUUGGGGAGGGGGUUAGAAUGUGCUAAAAUAGCAAGAUGUCAUUUGGGGAUUUCCCCCUUUUUUUCAUUAAAAAUAAAUAGUAAAUACCAGAAUGGCAACACAAUGUUAUUCUAUCACUAAAUAUCAACAAAAAUUUAAUGUUUUUUAAUCAAUUGUUAAACAAUAAAUGUUAUUUAUUUUCAUUUCAUUAAAAAAAUAAUAAUUAAAAUCAGCUUCAUUUCUAAUGGUCCACCAAAGUGUAUUUGUCAAACAAUCUAAUUUAACUUGUAAUUUCAUAUCUUUAAUUAACUAUUCACAGCAGUUCUUUUCUAACUUUUUUUUCAAAAUGACAAUAAGUGAAUUAUUUUUUUAGUAAACAGUUUUUUUGUUUUGAUUUUACAGGUCCGAUACCUGACUACAGAUGAUGUGGUGAAAGGUUUAGACAGAAUGUGUGACAGCUAUUGUCUUCCGGAAUGCAGAGAGUCGGCCUGGUUUAUUCAGUGUCUUUCUUGUUGCAACCAAGAAUUCCUGUGUAAUAAAGACAACGCCGGCAGUGGAUUGGAUCACUCCUCGUCUGGAAAAUUUGAAAGCCAUGCUCACAAUCCAAUUUUUGUUUCAACUUAUUUUUUAUUUCUUUAUGUGAUUUCUUAAACAACAGAAGUUAAUUACUCUUAAAUUUAAUUGAAUGAGAAGAGUUUUCCACCAAGUUAUGCUGGCUGGUUUUGUCCAUGAAUAUUUUACUGGAACUGAAUAUGGAAAUUACGUUUUCCCUAUAUUUUACAGUUACUAUUUAGUAUUUUUGAGAUGUUUUCUGGCCAUAUUUGCCAAAGUAUCAUAGCUUAUGCAAUAUUAUGAAAUGUUGGGCUGUUCAAAUGAAGUAAGAUAAAUGUUGAUAACAAAUAGGGAUGGAAUAGAAUCAUUUAAGGGAUUAGGUAGUUUUCAAUUAAAGUCUUGGGUCCAUGGAUUCAGUCCAUCCAACCUGAUUUACCUCAUUCUGUUGACAAUGUGAGCACUAGAACUUCUAAAUAAUCAUCGGUGGACAGGAUCUAUCCAUGUGCUGCAGUGGAAAAGUGCAGUUGUAAGCUGGUUUAAAAAUUUCCAUUGUCUGGCUACACACAUUUGCUGUUAAUUUGACUAAACCUUGGUUUUCUCCCAGGGAUCAGCUAUUCUGUUUCUGCACCAUAGUAUGUCUAUUCUUAUAAUCUAUAAUUCUUUAUUUAAAGAGCCCUUUCAGGAUCCCCACCUCCUUUGUUUUUGUAGUGGAGGCAAAAACUAUUAGCUCUUCUUUGCAUUUAUUUGUAUAAUUUAGGUUUAUAUAAGGUGUAUAGUAUGUGUAUAGUGGGUGUAUAGUAGGUGUAUAGUAGGUGUAUAGUAGGUGUGUAGUAUAUUGUAUAGUUAAAUUUGCUCACAACCUGUAAACUAAUAUGUUGAUUUGCCUUUGUUAAAUUAACACUAUCAUUAAUCCUUAUUCUGUUUCACUUAAAAGCCAUGAGUGAAGCUGUCACACUGAUAGGUUGUCUCAGAGGCAACUACUAUUUCACCUUCUCUCAUGUACACAGUCCAUCAUGUACACAGUCCACACCACUGAGAGUCCCAUAAUGUAAAUCAAAAUAAUUAUUUUUUCCUUAUUUUUUAAAUAAAUAUAUUAAAGUUUUUAUUUGUGGCUGUAUUUUAAUACAAUUGUAUUGAUAAAUUGUUGUUCAAUAUUUCCUAUAACUUAUUAAAGACUGAAAUAAAAAUACAAGCUUAAAUUUUUAAGCAAUUAGACAAGGCUAAAAAAAAAAGGUUUAUUUUUAUUUGUUAUUGUAUGUAUAUUUUAUGAUAAGAAGUCAUAAAUUAAAAAAUGAGGAAACACAAGUUGUAUUAUGCAUGUACAUUACGGUAUACAUAAAAAACGAAAGCAAUUUGUGGAUAAUAUCAGGAUUAUUAGGUCUGGUAGACACAGUUUGACUAAAUUCAUAAUUUACCAUGUAUUAAAUAGCAGCAAUUUGAGAUUUUUGUAUGAUAUGUUUACAUAGAGUUAUCAAGUUUAAAAAAAACAAAAAACUGUGGCACAUUGCACAGCAAUAUACCUUAGUUCACAUGACAAGAUAUCAAUAGAAAGCUAAGAGUCUGCACAGAAGUUAUACGGCCUUUGUGAUAAUGAUGUGACAAUACAUAUUGUGUGUGGUGAUAAUGAUGUGACAAUACAUAUUGUGUGUGGUGAUAAUGAUGUGACCAUAUGUAUUGUGUGUGCUGAUAAUGAUGUGACAAUACAUAU